AUGUCGAAUUUAUCAAAGCUUGAGUUCGUGGCACUUGACAUUUCUGGAAAUAAUUACUUGUCAUGGGUACUCGAUGCUGAAAUUCACCUUGACGCUAAAGGUCUUGGUGCCACUAUUACCAAUGGUAAUACAUCGUCGAGUCAGGACAAAGCAAAGGCAAUGAUCUUCCUUCGUCAUCAUCUAGAUGAAGGAUUGAGUGAUUCCCAAGAAGAUAGUCGUUAUAUUGUUCGAAUAUACUCUGUGAAGAAUGAGUCUUGGAAAAACAUUGGCACUAUUCCGGCUGGUUAUCACUUGUUUGACCAAAAUACAGUUUCAUUAGAUGAUACAGUUAACAUGAUGGAAACUAGAUCGGUUGAAGGAAAUGGUAGUAUUGAAUUUAAUAAUUUUGCCAUUAUUUCUUUGAUUGUGGCAAAUGAGAAAUUUGUUGUAACACCUGUCCCAUCGCAACAUUUGGUUGUCAUAUGA
Solanum tuberosum (potato) is the source of this 465-nucleotide messenger RNA. RefSeq lists its product as uncharacterized. NCBI's taxonomy places the organism in Eukaryota, Viridiplantae, Streptophyta, Magnoliopsida, Solanales, Solanaceae. The coding region runs from base 1 to 465 and encodes 154 amino acids. The record is from RefSeq and is a predicted model, not a curated record. The transcript is spliced from 2 exons.